Molecule: messenger RNA, 2094 nt
Organism: Lachancea mirantina
Lineage: Eukaryota; Fungi; Ascomycota; Saccharomycetes; Saccharomycetales; Saccharomycetaceae
Source: the annotation of a GenBank genome assembly
AUGAGCGCCGACGACGACCGACGCAUGAUUGUCGAGACUGAGACCGUGCAGACGCCUGCGCCUAACUUGUUGCCGGUCCAGCAGGAGGAAAAUUCCAAAAAAGACGAGGACGCGCACAGCGUUUCCGAUGAGGCCACUGCGAACCUCAUCGACCACAACCCGCUUUCGAUUCACACCCCAAACGCAGCGGUGCGUAGCAAGAAAUCCAGCUUGCUCAUAGACUCGUUUCUGGGUAAAGAACCCGCGUCGCGACCGGCCAAGCCCUUGGGCGCUCAGGGCGCCAAGAACAAAAAUGCGACCAUGAGCAGCGACCCAGGCGGCAGCGGCGUUGCCACCGCUGGUGUUGACGAGUCCAUAGCGUCUUCAGCUGCCCACGCGUCUGCACAAGCCGCUGACGAGCCCUCGCGGGGAGGCGACUCGCAACUCGGUCAAGAACCCCAAGUCGCUUUGUCCACGGUAACGACCAACAACGACGACCUUGUGCCCGACUCAGACCACACACAUCGCCGAUCGCGCGACCCACCCGCGAAGAAAGCCGAUUUUUUCGCCGCAAGGCUCGCAUCUGCGGUCGGUGAAAACGAAAUUAGCGAUUCAGAAGAGACUUUUGUCUACGAAUCGACCGCUAACUCUACCAAUAACGGUGUUGCCGCUUCCAGUAGUGCAGAUCCGCGACCCUAUGGCAUCCCGCCCAAGAUGAGCGCGCCUUUGCUCAACAACGGCGUCGUCGCGUCCAAAAAAUUGCUCAACCGCGCCAAGGGGACCCGUCACACCAGUAUCGCCGCGAUCCCACAUACAGACCACCACGCUCCACCACAAGACGAUACUUUCAGCGUCACGUCGGCCUCCAAGCCUCAAACUGCUGCUGCGGGCCUUCCAGGAGCACCAACUCUAGGAGCGGGUACUGCAGUCGGCAACCCGAUUAGUCCUGCAGUGGCUGGCGCGGUUGCACCGACCACCCCCUCAGAGCUCAAAUCCGAACGGUCGCGCACUACGUUGCACGCGUCACCUGGUAAACGACUUUCGCUGCUGUCACUUGCACAAAACGGCGCUUCACUGCCCAACCGCGCCGCUGCCAGAAAAAUCUCAACACACUCAGCCGCUGCCGCAGCUGCUGCCGCCGCACGCCGUAAGAAACCGCUCAAGCGUCAGCUCCGUACCACUGCGUCCAAGAUUUUCGAUGCGCAUGGCGCGUCACUUCGACGCUAUUCUGGCGUGCCUGACGAUAUCAACCUGGAAGACUACAUUGAACAAACUGGUGGGGAACUCACGCCAAACCGAUUCGCAUAUCGUUCGGACUCGGAUUACGACGACGAUGCGCUCAGUUACAUUCACAAUGCGGACAACGAUGAAGAAGACGCACAUUCCAUGUUUUACUAUCAGCAUCCAAAGCCAGACCUAGAGGCAAGACACGCACCUCCCGGGUACCCAGAAGAGACCGUAAGCGAUCGGGGUGUCGACGACUACACUCAAAUGGCUUUGUUGCCGGAGGGUUAUUUCUAUCAUUCCGCCACAGAAAACACACCUUUGCGACAUAAGAAUUCUCUUUACAGUACGGGAUACUCCCCACACAAUUUCUACACCAAGAAGUCGACCUGGGUACGACUUAAAAACUUUUUUAUUUUGCAUUCGUGGUGUCGUUUUUACUCACCAUGGGGUUCAUUUCGGGUUUUCUGCUCGCUACUAACAAAGAACUGCACGAUCUCGAACUCACACGACUCACGUCAGUGCUCACUAGCGCAGACGAACUUGUGUUUGAUGUCAUUGCUACUGCUUAUAAUCCGGGGUUUUUCGCAGUGGAAAUACAAGACGUGGCGCUGGACAUUUUUGCUAAAAGUUCGCAUAUCAAUUCUCUGGGAGAUACACCAGCAGCAAGCGGUAGUGCCCAGUAUGAAACAAUUCUCCUUGGUAAUGUCCAGACUUUGGAGACACCUUUACAAUUCCGGGGCGGAUUCUUUCGACACAACUACGAUAUGUCGCGCUCCAGCGUUAAGCUUGUGUCACCAGGGUCAGAUGAGGAUAGCACACCGGGCAAAAAUGAACUAUAUCUCGCCCCCGCCGCAGUUGAAGACGGUGCCAAGCUUUGGCGAAAAUUGA